Messenger RNA from Alternaria incomplexa, 279 nucleotides. RefSeq lists its product as uncharacterized. The transcript has a single exon. Gene Ontology annotation, molecular function: structural constituent of ribosome. Gene Ontology annotation, cellular component: mitochondrion; large ribosomal subunit. The record is from RefSeq and is a predicted model, not a curated record. The coding region runs from base 1 to 279 and encodes 92 amino acids. Gene Ontology annotation, biological process: translation. Lineage: Eukaryota; Fungi; Ascomycota; Dothideomycetes; Pleosporales; Pleosporaceae.
AUGUCUUAUUUCCGGAUAACACUCAUGCGCUCCGGCAUCGGUAUGCCCGAGAAGACGCAAGGAGUGCUCAAGGCGCUCGGUCUCCGCAAACGCAUGACGACUGUCUACCACCCCGUUACACAAUCUGUCGCUGGUCAGAUCAUGAGGAUAAAGGAAUUGGUCGAUGUCAAGGAGGUCAAGAACCCAAUGACGAAGGACCAAAUGCGCGCUGCGAGGAGACCGGAUCCGGGGUACUACAUCGAGCAGAGGGCGGGCGAGGCUAUGGGGGCGUACGAAUAG